AUGAGCAGAGAAGAUGGGGAGGGACAGGGGGAAAGGUCUUUACACUUCUUUAACUUCACUCUUGUGCAGGCAGAAGUGGGGAAGCCCCGGAGAAACUGCUACACCCUGCCAGGCUUUGAUUUUGCUUAUGGGCUGUACAUUGAAAGGACAGAUGGAGGAGUCCCUGGAGCAAUAGGCCACUGGAACACAGCAAAGCCCAGGAUCAAUAUAGAUCAUGAAAUGCCCCGAGACUUCAUCACCAUGAACAUUGCUGCUCUGAAGGAUGGUUGCAGAACAGCCCAUGAAUUCAAUUUGUACUACAAGGCCAAGGACACUCGGUGCAAACGUGAUGACAGCAGGAGACGUCCUCCUAAAUUACCUGCAGACAUGACCUAUGGCAAACCAACACGGACUUGCACCCCCUUAAUUGAUCUCCUCCAGCACAAAUACAAGGAGCUGUGGAUGGAGCAGCAGAGAGCCCUGACAGUGCACGAGGAAACAGACAAGAAAAAGAUACACAAACUGCGUGAUAAUCGCACCACGUUCCUGCGAAAACACCCAGCACCCCCCCAGGAGGAGUCCUUCUGGCACCUGCCCAGCCUGGAGAAGGUUGAGCCUCAUCUCAAUACUUUUCCAAGCCGGGAAGCUCGUGAAAAGGCAUUGAGUGCCUCCCAGUGA
Messenger RNA from Chaetura pelagica (chimney swift), 657 nucleotides. It is a transcript of the gene CFAP77, whose product is annotated as chromosome unknown open reading frame, human C9orf171. The record is from RefSeq and is a predicted model, not a curated record. Bases 1 to 657 code for a protein of 218 amino acids. The transcript has 6 exons. Lineage: Eukaryota; Metazoa; Chordata; Aves; Apodiformes; Apodidae.